AUGGUUGCAUCCAGCGUACUUGGCUUCCCUCGCAUCGGUGCGAACCGUGAGGUAAAAAAGGCCGUCGAAGCUUACUGGGCGGGCAAGAUUUCUGCCGAUGAGCUCACCAAGGCCGCUGCCGACGUGAAGAAGACCAGCUGGACCAGUCUCAAGGAAAGGGGUGUCGCCCUCAUUCCUAGCGGUGACUUUUCCCUCUACGACCAUGUUCUGGAUCACUCCGCCGCAUUCAAUGUCAUCCCCAAGCGAUACCUCGGCCAUAACCUAUCGCCGCUUGAUGUCUACUUUGCCAUGGGCCGCGGCCGUCAGGCUGAUGGCGUUGACGUUCCUGCCUCUGAGAUGAAGAAGUGGUUUGACUCUAACUACCACUUCGUCGUGCCUGAGUUCGCAGAGGACACUGAGUUCAAGCUCAACUUCAACAAGGCGCUCGAGGAGUACAAUGAGGCCAAGGCUCUUGGUGUCGUGACCCGUCCCGUUGUACUCGGUCCAGUGUCGUUCCUUGCCCUUGGUAAGGCUGCCAAGGAAGCAAAGCCUGGUUUCGAGCCCAUUUCUCUCUUGCCAAAGGUCCUGCCCGUUUACAAACAGCUUCUUGCUGAUCUUAAGGCCGCUGGGGCUGAGUGGGUCCAAAUCGACGAGCCUGUUCUCGUUCUCGACUCUGCGGCCUACCUUGAGAAGCAGUACAUUUCUGCGUACGAGGAGCUGGUCCCGGCCUCUCCGAAGAUCUUGCUCGCGACAUACUACGGCCGUCUCGACUCUAACCUCUCAUUUGUCGCUAAGCUCCCCGUCGCUGGUCUACACAUUGACCUCGACCGUGCGCCUAAGCAGCUCGACGAGGUAAUUGCUGCCGUGAAACCCACUCCCAUUGUGCUGUCUCUUGGUAUUGUUUCUGGCCGGAAUAUCUGGAAGGCCGACCUCCAGGCUGGCAUCGCACUGGGUCAGAAGGCUGUCUCCGUCCUUGGACAGGAGCGUGUCAUUGCUGCCACAUCUUCUUCACUUUUGCACACUCCGGUUACUCUUGCAGCGGAGAACAAAUUGACUGCCGCCCAAAAGGAUUGGUUCUCAUUUGCUCUCGAGAAGGCGAGCGAGGUCUUUGUCCUCGCGGCUACCCUCUCUGGCUCUCAGGAUGCGAACGUUGCCAGCGCUCUUGCUGCCAACAGGGAGUCUAUCGCUAAGCGUCGCGAGUUUGAGCGUACAUCUGAUGAUGCUGUCAGGAAGCGCGUUGCUUCCAUCACUCCCGAUAUGUUGAAUCGCAAGAGCCCCUUCACUGUUCGCAAAGCGGUUCAGGCCAAGUACCUUGACUUGCCGAAGUUCCCCACGACUACUAUUGGUUCAUUCCCUCAAACCAAGGAGAUUCGUGCAGCCCGUGCCAAGCUCAACAAGAAAGAGAUUACGCAGGCUGAAUACGAGGACUUCAUCAAGAAGGAGAUUGAGUACGUUGUUCGCUUCCAGGAGCGCAUUGGUCUCGACCUUCUCGUCCACGGUGAACCCGAGCGUAAUGACAUGGUUCAGUACUUCGGGGAGCAGCUCGAAGGCUUUGUGUUCACCCAGAACGGCUGGGUGCAGAGCUACGGUUCUCGUUACGUGCGCCCGCCCAUCAUCGUCUCGGACGUCAUCCGCCCGGGCCCAAUGACAGUCAAGUGGAGCAGCUAUGCUCAGAGCCUCACGCAGAAGCCAAUGAAGGGCAUGUUGACGGGUCCUGUUACUAUCCUCAACUGGUCCUUCCCUCGUGCCGAUGUCUCCCGCGAGCUACAAUGUAUGCAGCUUGCUCUUGCUCUCCGCGAUGAGGUCGUGGAUCUCGAGAAGGCCGGCAUCAAGGCGGUGCAGGUUGAUGAACCUGCCCUUCGUGAGGGUCUCCCUCUCCGUAAGGCCGACUGGGAGCCGUACCUGAAGUGGGCUCUUCCCUCGUUCAAGUUGGCCACUGCUGGUGUUACCGAUAGUCUGCAAACCCAUUCGCACUUCUGCUACUCCGACUUCGACGAUAUCUUCCCGUCUAUUCAGGCUUUGGAUGCGGAUGUCAUCUCCAUCGAGGCGUCAAAGAGCGACAUGAAGCUCUUGAAGACCUUUAAGCAGUACGGUUACUCAAACCAGAUUGGUCCCGGUGUGUACGAUAUUCACUCCCCUCGUGUUCCGGGCGAGCAGGAGAUCAAGGAUCGUGUUGCGGCUAUGUUGGAGAUUCUUCCGGACGAGCUGCUCUUCGUCAACCCUGACUGUGGUCUGAAGACCCGUGGCUGGAAGGAGACCGAGGCUUCCCUUGUGAACCUCGUUAACGCUGCACGCUGGGCCCGUCAGACCCACGCUUGA
Molecule: messenger RNA, 2298 nt
Organism: Fibroporia radiculosa
Lineage: Eukaryota; Fungi; Basidiomycota; Agaricomycetes; Polyporales; Fibroporiaceae
Exons: 7
Coding region: 1-2298 (765 amino acids)
Molecular function (GO): zinc ion binding; 5-methyltetrahydropteroyltriglutamate-homocysteine S-methyltransferase activity
Source: RefSeq, a predicted model, not a curated record